Messenger RNA from Theobroma umbraticum, 1595 nucleotides. RefSeq names its product protein S-acyltransferase 8-like. Lineage: Eukaryota; Viridiplantae; Streptophyta; Magnoliopsida; Malvales; Malvaceae. Gene Ontology annotation, biological process: protein targeting to membrane; peptidyl-L-cysteine S-palmitoylation. The record is from RefSeq and is a predicted model, not a curated record. Gene Ontology annotation, molecular function: protein-cysteine S-palmitoyltransferase activity. Gene Ontology annotation, cellular component: Golgi apparatus; endoplasmic reticulum.
AUAUUAAAAACAGAAAACGAAAAAAAGGAAAUUAAAGGGGGUUAAGUGUAAGAUGAAAAGUGGGCAAAAGCAAAGCCAAAAACAAAAAUCCCACAAAAACCCAUCAUUCUUUCCAGCUCAUUUUGAACCCCAGAACCGCCUGUUUUUCUCUUUCUCUCACUUUCAAAAGAAAUGGUUGAACCCAAGUUUCACAUAUUCGUCUCUUUAGCUGCUCAAGUUGGUGACUGUUCAACUGGAAACAUUCCAUAAUGGCUAAGCGUCAGUAUGAAGUUUGGAAGGGCAAUAAUAUAUUUAUUUUCGGGGGGAGGUUUAUAUUUGGUCCAGAUGCUAAGUCACUGAUCAUUACGUUACUGCUGAUCAUUGUUCCCGUUAUCAUCUUUUGUGCAAAUGUUGCAAGGAACCUCAUCAGUGAAAUUUCAGGAAUUGUUGCUGGCUAUGCAAUUCUAAUGGUGACAGUUGUUUUCACAGUAUAUGUAUUACUAGUACUUCUUCUUACCUCUGCCCGAGACCCUGGCAUUGUUCCUCGCAAUCUUCAUCCCCCAACAGAAGAGAUAUGUUAUGAUUCUUCAGCUUCUAUUGAUGCUCUUGGGAGACAAACGCCAACCCCGCGACUACCCCCCACAAAAGAACUCAUUGUCAAUGGUGUGCCUGUAAGGGUGAAGUAUUGUAACUCAUGCAUGUUGUAUCGUCCACCUCGCUGCUCACACUGCUCUGUCUGUGAUAACUGUGUGGAGCGAUUUGACCACCACUGUCCUUGGGUAGGCCAGUGCAUUGGAAUGCGCAACUACCGGUCAUUCUUUCUGUUCAUUUCUUCUUCAACCGUUCUCUGCAUCUUCAUCUUUGCAAUGUCUGCUUUGAACAUAAAAUUCCUUAUGGCUGACUAUGGAACAGUCUGGAAGGCAAUGAAAGAGUCACCUCUUUCAGUGGUACUAAUGGUUUAUUGCUUCAUUUUCCUUUGGUUUGUUGGAGGGCUUACCUGCUUCCACUUGUAUCUUAUAAGCACAAACCAGACCACAUAUGAGGCAUUUCGCUACCGAGGACUUGAAAGGCCCCGUAUAUAUGACCGUGGCUGCUUGAACAACUUUCGAGAAGCACUCUGCUCCAAAAUAAAGCCUUCAAGAAACAGUUUCCGUGCUUAUGUCCAAGAGAAUGGAAGAGGGGCUACCUUGGGCAUGACCUCAGAAGCUUAUCUAGGUAAUUCAGAUGAAAACCGGCGAGAAAAAGUAGAAGAUGACCGAGAAAUUGGUGGUGACCUUCUCAAGAUAUCCCAACGCCGUGAAGCUGAAGAUACUUAGAGCAACCUCAACUGGCAGUGGUUUAGUCCAAAGUCCGCCUAAGGCUGAGUUUGUUUGGAUAAAGUCAAGGUGCAGACAAUCAACAAUUGCAAAACACAAGUGGGGAUACAAUUGGGGUCCAAAAAAGAUCAACAAGUUAUUCUUGCCCCGAAAUCCUGGGGCACAGAUAGCUAAAGAAUUUUGAAAGAAGAAACACCAGUAUAGUAGUGAUUGUUUAUCAUAGUUCAUAUUUGUUUAUAGGUACAGUGCCAACCGACUUUAGUCUUUUAUAUAUGAUAUAUACCUCAUUGAGUUAUUCAA